Molecule: messenger RNA, 507 nt
Organism: Penicillium argentinense
Lineage: Eukaryota; Fungi; Ascomycota; Eurotiomycetes; Eurotiales; Aspergillaceae
Product: nuclear transport factor 2 family protein
Exons: 2
Coding region: 1-507 (168 amino acids)
Source: RefSeq, a predicted model, not a curated record
AUGUCUCCUUUGGCACCCUCCCUACCACUAAACGAAUUCCUCAAAUACAUUAAAGCCUUCAACGCCAAAGACUACCAAACCCAGCACAACUUCUACUCCAAAGAUGUGACUCUCACCAUCCCCGAUCCCGAAAUCGGCACUCUCGUUGGAUCUAAGGGCAUUAUGGACCACUAUACAGUAGUACACGACGCCGCACGCGAAACCGUUGUCCCGAUGCUUGUCAUGAUCGACGAGAAGAGGAUUUUCUUCAGCAUGGAGGCGUAUUUCUACUAUAUCAAAGCCACCGAUAAUGCGGUACACAGCCACAAGGUCAAGCCUGGCGAUGUGAUUCGGGUCAAGGUGUGGGCUAUUUACGACAUGAAAGAUGGAAAGAUGGCGAAGAUUGUGUGCAAUGCGCUUGGUGAUGAGUUGUUGGGCCAGGUUGAUGUGGAUGAGAUGAUUCGGGAGAGCUGGAGUCGUGUUGACGAUGAUGUUAAGGCUGCUUGGGCUGAGAUAUCGUCUGAGUGA